GUGCCAAACCCCCUGUACAAGUGGGAGCUUUGUAAAGCAUGACUGAAGCAGACUAAAAGCGGUGCUAAAAGAAAUCUCCGUUAUGCUUUGAUUAGUAAAACUCACUCGCAUAUUUUCGUGUCGCUAUGUCUAACUUGUUUAAUUUUUUCAAAUGCGGCGCGCGGAAAGAUUUGACCGCAUGUCGUGUAGUUUCUCAUCUAUUUUUGAGGACUAUAACCUGCUCUUCAAGACGCUCAACCGCAGACAGUGAGACAUCUUCAGUUUUGGGAAAACGAUGGAAAGACACUGCCGACACUGUGAUCAUCGGUGGGGGCUGCGUAGGGGUCAGCCUGGCUUAUCACUUGGCCAAAAGUGGAAUGAAAGAUGUCGUGUUGUUGGAGAAAACUGAGCUGACAGCGGGUUCCACUUGGCAUGCUGCUGGGCUGACCACUUACUAUCACCCAGGUAUCAACCUAAAGAAAGUUCACUACGACAGCAUUAAACUGUAUGAGUCGUUGGAGGCUGAGACGGGCCAGGCUGUAGGUUUUCACAACCCUGGUAGUGUGCGUAUUGCUUCCACGCCUGCACGCGUUGAUGAGAUGAGGUAUCAGAUGACUCGGACCCACUGGCAUGUCACUGAACAGUAUUUCAUUGGGCCAGAGAAAGUGCAAGAGUUGUUUCCACUGCUGAACAUGGACAAAGUGUUGGCAGGACUGUAUACCCCAGGGGAUGGACACAUAGACCCAUACUCCCUCACCAUGGCACUGGCGGCUGGGGCUCGCAUGUAUGGUGCUCAGAUUUACAACCCUGCCCCUGUGACCGCACUGAAGUGUACUCCUGAUGGCAAAUGGGACGUUCACACUGAUCAUGGAACCAUUCGUGCAAACCGUAUUGUUAACACUGCAGGAUUUUGGGCCAGGGAGCUGGGUCAGAUGAUUGGGUUUGAUCACCCCACGAUCCCAGUGCAUCACCAGUACGUGGUUACAGCAACAGUGCCAGAGGUGAAGGCUCUGAAAAGGGAACUGGCUGUCAUCAGAGACUUGGAGGGUUCAUACUACCUGCGUCAGGAGAGGGAUGGCCUUUUAUUUGGUCCUUAUGAGAAGAUGGAGAAAAUGGUGCUGCAGGACUCUUGGGUGAGAGAAGGGGUGCCUCCAGGUUUUGGUAAAGAGCUAUUUGAAUCAGACCUUGACCGUAUUAUGGAACAUGUUGAGAUGGCUAUGGAGAUGGUACCAGUACUGAAGAAUGCAGAUAUUAUCAACAUUGUUUCUGGACCAAUCACAUACACGCCGGACCUCCUGCCUAUGGUCGGACCACACCAGGGGGUUCCUAACUACUGGACAGCCAUUGGAUUUGGGUAUGGAGUAAUUCAUGCAGGUGGGAUAGGGAAGUUCCUGAGUGACUGGAUUAGGAAUGGAGAACCACCUUAUGAUCUGAUUGAGUGUGACCCCAAUCGUUACGGCAAAUGGGCAGAUAUACCAUUCAUGUGUGCCAAAGCCAGAGAAUCAUACGGUUUCAACAACGUAGUGGGUUACCCCAAGGAGGAGCGAUUUGAAGGCAGACCAACGAAGCGAACAAGUGGUAUCUAUGAUCUCCUCAAAGACAAAUGCUCCAUGGGAUUUCACGCUGGAUGGGAACAGCCUCACUGGUAUUAUAAACCUGGAGAUGACACUGGAUACAAGCCCAGUUUCCGACGUACUAACUGGUUUGGACCAGUUGGCAGAGAAUGCAAGCUGGUGAUGGAGAAGGUCGGUGUAAUAGACCUGACACCUUUUGGAAAAUUUUGUGUGAAAGGAAAGGACUCCCACAAGCUCUUGGACCGUCUUUUUGCUAACACAAUGCCCAAGACUGGUCAUACUAAUAUCAGCCACAUGUUGACACCCACUGGGAAAGUCUUUGCAGAGGUCACCAUCACCCAGGUAGCACCAGGGGAGUUCUUGCUUAUCACAGGCUCUGGGUCAGAGCUACACGACCUCAGGUGGAUCGAAGCAGAGGUUGCAAAUGGUGGAUAUGACGUUGAGAUCACCAAUGUUACAGAUGAUAUUGGAGUCUUGGGUGUUGCAGGACCGAAUUCACGCACAGUUCUGCAAAAACUGACCACUGAGGACAUGAGUGACACUGGUUUUAAGUUUCUGCAGUGCAAGACUAUUGAUUUAGCAGGAGUUUCUGUCCAAGCUAUUAGAAUAUCCUACUCAGGUGAACUUGGCUGGGAGAUUUAUGUUGAUCAAAAGAACAUGGCAACUGUGUACCAAGCCAUUAUGGGAGCUGGAAAAGAUCAUGGCAUUGACAAUUUUGGCACAUAUGCUAUGAAUUCCCUGAGACUGGAGAAAGGCUUCAGGGGCUGGGGAGCUGAGAUGAAUUGUGACACCAACCCUUUGGAGGCUGGACUGGAUUAUUUUAUCAAACUGAAUAAGCCUACUGACUUUAUUGGCAAAGAUGCUCUGAAGGAGAUAAAAGCCAAGGGUCUGAAGAGAAAGCUGUCAUACAUCUGUGUUGAUACAGAUGACAUCGACCCCGAGGGGAAUGAGACCAUUUGGUUAAACGACAAGGUUGUUGGCAACACAACUUCUGGAGCCUACAGUUACAUUGCCCAGCAGAGUCUGGCUUUUGCCUAUCUGCCCAUAGAUCUGACAUCAGUGGGCCAAAAGGUGGAGGUCGAGCUACUGGGAAGGAAGUAUCCCGCCAUGGUUAUCCAGGAGCCACUGGUCCUGACAGAGCCCACACGGACCAGAUUGCAGAAAAAGGCCAAGAGCAAAGCAAAACCAGUAUAAAGUCAGUUAAUGUAGACUGGAAUAUUUUAUUGUGGUCCAUAUUUUGAAGGGAUUAUCUUAAACCAUCAUGUCUUAAAAGAUUUAAUUCAUCAAAGGAUUCAUCUUUGUAUGUUUGUGGACAGAUGUUGUAAUUUUAAUAAUGACACAAAAGAACAGAUUUAUAACCAAUUGUUGCAUUGUUGUACAAACCUGUUUUAUAUGAUUUUAUUGUAAUUAUCAUUGUUUUAAAAUUAUACCUUUGCUAAAAAAAAAAGUGUACAAUAUGUAAACUUGUCAUAUAGGCUCAGUAGGCAUGUAUUGCAUGGUAAGUAUGGUAAUAUCAAAAGUCAACUUUUAUUGUAUCAAUGAGCUGAUGAUUUCAAAUUGUGAUUUUUUUUUAACAUGUUCACUUUGAUAAAUUCCUCAUUUUUGGAGGAAUUAGUGUAAAACCUGCUUUGCCUAAUUUCACACUGUACGUAGGUACACACUGACGGUAGUGUCAGGCUAUUCAGCCCAUUGACAAAUAAAAUAACAC
Messenger RNA from Boleophthalmus pectinirostris (great blue-spotted mudskipper), 3261 nucleotides. It is a transcript of the gene dmgdh, whose product is annotated as dimethylglycine dehydrogenase. The coding region runs from base 126 to 2747 and encodes 873 amino acids. The transcript has 16 exons. Lineage: Eukaryota; Metazoa; Chordata; Actinopteri; Gobiiformes; Gobiidae. The record is from RefSeq and is a predicted model, not a curated record. Gene Ontology annotation, molecular function: protein binding; oxidoreductase activity. Gene Ontology annotation, cellular component: mitochondrion.